Scatophagus argus is the source of this 3627-nucleotide messenger RNA. It is a transcript of the gene cmtm4, whose product is annotated as CKLF-like MARVEL transmembrane domain containing 4. The transcript is spliced from 4 exons. Gene Ontology annotation, cellular component: membrane. Lineage: Eukaryota; Metazoa; Chordata; Actinopteri; Scatophagidae. The record is from RefSeq and is a predicted model, not a curated record. Bases 694 to 1320 code for a protein of 208 amino acids.
CGGUCCUGUCGGCGUGGUUCCUGCUGGAUUCGUUUUGCAGGCUGUUUGGGAAUACUUACAAGGGGCGCAGAGCCUGCACAAGAAUGUGCAGUUUUCAGAGGGGCGGAGACAAGCCUGCCUUGCAUCCAUAGCGAGUAAAGCGGCGUACGGGCAGCCUCAUAGUGGGCUGCUGUGGGGAAUAGCCUAAGUUCACAAUAGGGAAACAGCACGGUUCUCUCUCGGUUCUUCUGGGCCAUAAUGGGUGGAUGUUUUUCGGUCGCAGCGGCGAGUCACACGGCCCGAUAGGCUUUCUUUUCCGCUGCUGUUGAACUAAACAGAAUAGUCCAUGUGUGAAGUGACACUGGGAUUCGAACAAGUGACCCGCCUAACAUAGUUAUAAGUGCGGCUAUUUUAGAGGGACGCAACACCGUAGCCCAGGAGGGCACACCGCAGGGUUUAGCCUGCAUUAGACGGAUACCAGCCGGAUUGUUCAAGAGCACCUUCCGCGGCUUGUUUCCCCCGUGGGGUGGCUAUGAAAAGUGGACAGUCUGGUUUGUUUUCUCUAUCCACUUCCAGUCUGCAUGGAACAAAGUGUGCUUUAUGAAACAUAACCUGCGCCGUGAGGUGGAUCCAGGCGGUUCGUCAGCGUGGGCUUAUAUGUCGUAGUAAUUUCUAGCCCAGAAGUGCCGCGUCUCUCCCGAAAUCAUCACCAUCAUGAGGACCACCGAGGAGACAGAGGGCUUUGACGGCGAGGCCUCCAACACUUCCAUGAUAUCCGGGGCCAGCAGUCCGUACCAACCCACCACCGAGCCCGUCCAUGCCAGGAACGUUUUGGGGGGGAUAAGGUGGGACGUGGAGUACCUUAAGUCAUACUUUGGGAUAUUAAAGGUGGUUGAAGUGGUCUUGUCGCUUAUUGGAUUCAUCUGCAUAGAGACCAUCAUGAUGUGCUCUCCCUGCGGAGGGGUCUACUUCUUUGAGUUUGUCAGCUGCAGUGCCUUCGUGGUGACGGGAGUCCUCCUCCUGAUCUUCUGCCUCAACCUGCACACCAAGGUCCCCCAUAUCAACUGGAGCCUAACGGACCUGGUUAACACCGCUGCCAGCACCUUCUUCUUCUUCUUGUCGUCUCUUGUGCUGGCCUUCAUCAACCACAAAACUGGAGCUGAAAUAGCUGCAGUGGUCUUUGGCUUCCUGGUGACAGGUGUGUAUGGAGUGAACACCUUCCUGGCUGUACGGAGGUGGCGCCUCGCCAGUGGCUGUCAGGGUCCGGCUCAGACCAGCGAAUACAUGCGAGCGCGCACGGCAUCUCGUGGAGAAAUGGAGGUUAGACCCGAGCUUGCGUGAGCGAACACAAUCAGAGGGACUAAGGGAACGUCACUUUACCGGCAGCUGACUGAGAUGGACUCUUCCCCGCCUUCACAACGGUAUUUCACUCAUGUCUCGAGUGGAAUGGCCAUCUCAAGUUCACCACCUGCUUUUGACUUCUCGCCUCAACACCUCAGCUGCGCUUUCCGCCUGCCCAGCCACUGAAUUAAUCUUAAUUUCAUAGCCGCAGAUGAGCUCUGUGGCUUUGCUUUUCAGGCAUCCAGACUUCAGCGACACACAAAGACUCUAAAGUGAAGAGCUCAGGUCAGAAUUAAAGUGUUCUCUGUAAAACCUUUCAUCGACACAUCUUUGUAAAUCAGCGUGAAGGAUGACUUUCACACAGAGCCAAAAAGCCUGACUUCACUCCAGUUGUGCACGGACUCCUGUUCUGGCAUACGUGUUGUUUUCACUGUGAAUGCAGUCGAAUAAAAGAAGGUCAAGUUUGCUUAUUUCACACUGCUUCCUGUGAAGUUACUGUCCGUGAAGCACCAUGACGUUGCUGUUCUUUCAUCACCUUUGGCUUCUCCCAAGGCUGACGUUAGAUAUUUUGAUCUAAAGACGACACAGACUGAUUUAAAGACUACAACCUGUCACUCCUUCACAACUUUUAUAAAAGUCUUUGUGAUCAUACGCUGCUAUUAAGAUUUUCCUGCCAGCAAUUGUACAAUAACAGCACAGGGUCAUUCUAAACUGCAAUAAAGAUGGACAGUCCAACAGAAUGUGAAAAUAUCACUUUUUGCAACACAAAUAUAAAUCGCAAAUGUGAGACCAGAACAAAAAAACUUUCCAUUCCAUUUGUUUUAUCCCAGCUUGUCCAUAUACUAUCCAACCAAUAUUCACACUAGCAUUCUUACAUUUGUAAUUCUCAAUUUUUAGGUUUAUGUUUUGCACAUAUCCAAGGCUUCGGAUAACACAAAGUGUUUACGGUAUGUCAGUGAGACUCAUUUUGAAACAAACACCAGAUCAAUGCCCCAAGCCUAUACUCUGCAUCUCAGGUACUGACACACUCCUCUCAAUCUUUGACUCUUGAAAAACAUUUGAAAUGAAAUCACAGGGUGCCUCGACCUGAACGCUGUAUCUCUUAAUGCCUUCCUAAUCAUUAGACGUGAAAUGACUAUCAUAGAGAGGAACUGAUACUGUAAGUGAAGAGAAAACGAAGUCACGGGAAGGUGGAGACAGGUGUGGAUGGAAAUGCGGUACAUUCAGCAUUAUUAUCACAGCUUUCCCUCCAUAUUAGGCUGAAUUAAAAUGUCUCAUUAUGUGUCUACAUUGCGUCAUCGCAGCACAGCUAUUUUAAUGCUCAUGUGUACAGAAUGCAAAUCAUUCAUGUUUUUCUGCUCAGCCAGUGCAGGAGGCUUAAUCUUAAAAUUUGCAUUUCAGUGUGAAGGAGGAAAUUUCAGCUGGUUUAUUACCUUGUUAGUGCUAAUUGCUAAUGUAUUGAAUCUUCACUUUGAUGUGUGUGUUUUGGUUGUUGCUUGAGUAUACUGGAUACUGGACUUCGGUGAGAUUGUGCAGAUUCUAACUUGACUCUAUGGCUCCCUCUCCUGGUCUUGAUCGAAAAUGUAUUCCUUGUGACUUCAGUGGGCUGAAUGUCCAGUCAGAUGACUACAGUGGUGUGUUUAUAAGGAGAGGAGCAGAAAUGUAUUUGACUUUGGGUCCAGAUGAAAAAUAAAAACUGUAUGGCUUCUUAAACAGCCUGAACGUGUCCACACUACACAGUAUGCUUAAUGAAUCAGGCUUUUUUUUCAUGUCCUCAGUAACUUAAAUCAAGUACAACUUCGAUUCUGAAGUAGUUUUAUGGAUAGACAAUCAUAUUUGUUAUUCUGUCUGUCAUUUACAUUGAUGAAUUUGAUUCUGAGUGAUGUAAAAAUAUUCACAUAAACAUUUGUAAGGUAGACUUUGCUGCACAAUCAUGCAAGUGCAUGAUGCUAUUUGAUAAUAUAAACUGACCAGUGUAUUUGUCACAUAACAAUAUCAAGCUGCAAAUAUAUACACCUUUAUGCUACAAUACAUAUUGUUAUGAACUAUUUGUAUUUAUGGGGAAGAGAAGAAACGUUUUCUGCGAGUUUCCACAUUGUUCUAUAGACAUCAGAAGCAGAAGAUGAUGAGGUGAGACGUCCUUCUGCUUCCUUUUUAAUUCUGUGUGCUUUAAUGAUUAAUGAUUACAACGAGGUCGGUCUUGUACAGCAUGGAGACGUACUUAAAUGUAUUUUUGUAUUUAAGAUGUUGACAAAAGGCUUCACGUCAGUUUUAUGUGACAAUUUGAAUAAAAUAAUUUGGACAUUA